AUGCUCAGGCCCAGCAGCACAACACCCCCAAGCCGCUUAGGUCUGUACUCUUUCCUUUGUCGGCCGCAAGAUCAACCAGAUCCAGCGAGCACUGAACCGCGGAUUGCGGAGACGACGGACAAGCCGCAAGCGGAGAACAGCACGCCGCGGCCUGUCAUGGACCACUCGAAAUUAAUCGUGGAGCCAGAUCUGUCGCAGAUGAGCAGCGAAGAGUUGGCGGAAGUGUAUGACCUGACCGUGACGAAACCGGACAUCGGGUCUGUCGUGUUCCAUGGCGUUACAGACUGCCGGGACCUGGACAUUGCACAGACGGUGGUGCUUAAACGCGGCUACGUUCUGGUUUAUCCGGAUCCGGCCAAGAAGCCCCCACCUGGCGAGGGCCUGAACAAGCACGCGACCGUGACGAUGUACCAGUGCUUUCCUCCAGGAGGACAUGUAAAGGACGAGCAGGCGCUGGCGGACUACAAGGUCAAGAUCAAAAAGAUGACCGAAGAGAAAAGUGCCUGCACAUUUAUCGACUACGACUGCUUGACGGGAGUUUGGACAUUCGAAGUCGAGAGAUUCUGA
Messenger RNA from Symbiodinium necroappetens, 567 nucleotides. The record is from the annotation of a GenBank genome assembly. Lineage: Eukaryota; Dinophyceae; Suessiales; Symbiodiniaceae.